CUGCUUUUUCUCAUCACUCAAUCCACACCUAGAUUCAACAAAUAGCUCUUGUAACAUUUAUCCAAAUUCCUAAUAUAUAUCUCUCUAUGCACAAUUUUGAAAAAAAAACCCUAUUUUGAUUCCAAUCAAGAUCAUGAGCAACACAAGAAAGCCAAGAAAUGGAUCCAUGUUUCAUUUGGCUUAUGACAGAGGAUAAAUUCCAUAUACAUAUAUACAUAAUUUGUGCUUUUCUUUGUGUAUACUAGGUAGAUGGAGAGGAAAGGCGAAGGCGAUAACCCGAAAGCAAGCUCCAGCUCCUUACUGAAGAAGCUGGAGCGUUACGUGCAAAUCAAGAAGAAGAAGAAGAUGGUGAAGAGCAAGUCGUGGAGCGGGGGAGAGGGGCGGAAACCGGCCCCCACGGGGUGCUUCUCCGUCUAUGUUGGACCGGAGAAGCAGCGGUUCGUGAUAAAGACCGGGUUGGUGAACCACCCGCUCUUCAAGAUGCUGCUUGAGGAUGCUGAGCUGGAAUACGGGUUCUGCAGCGAUGGGCCCCUCCACCUCCCCUGCCACGUGGACCUCUUCUGCGAGGUCCUCGCUGAGAUGGAGUGCGCUGACGACUUUGACCGCCACGGCCACGGCUGCCUCAGCCCCGCCCGGCGUCGUUUUCGUGGACAGGAGAUGCUCAGAGGUGGCAGCGCCUACGGACUCCUCACGCCGAUUAGAUCCUUCAAUUGACAUAUUUUCCCACAUCGAUUUGAUGAUAAUUGUGUCUACGAAUGACUUUAUUUUAUGAUAAUUAAGUCGAUGUGAAUCUCUUUGUCUGGGUUGUCGCGUAAAUAUGUUGCUUUAUCACUUUUGCUUUAAAUAUAAUCUUUUUCUUGUUUGGA
Messenger RNA from Salvia splendens (bonfire salvia), 866 nucleotides. Its product is annotated as auxin-responsive protein SAUR50. The transcript has a single exon. NCBI's taxonomy places the organism in Eukaryota, Viridiplantae, Streptophyta, Magnoliopsida, Lamiales, Lamiaceae. Gene Ontology annotation, biological process: response to auxin. Bases 250 to 714 code for a protein of 154 amino acids. The record is from RefSeq and is a predicted model, not a curated record.